AUGUCUACCACCACAACCAGUACUUCAAAAUCAUCGUUCCGUGAACUUAACGACAAGACAGCUGGAACAGAACGCUCUGAACUCACUACAGAAUGCACAUCCUGCCACGUUUCUGUUGAUUCCAGGAAGUUCGCCAACACAGAAAGGUUCAAACUUAAACCAGGGGAAUAUCUGUUCGAUUUUGAAGGCUCGACAGCAUCUAAGCAAUCCUUAGCGUCGUUCAUACACCACCUCUGUGCGUCCAAUGUCUAUCGGAUGUUCUUUUCAUACACCCAAGUUCUCCAGCAUGAUGCUCAUAGGUGCAGUACAACCUACAACAAAUUCAGUCAACAUAAUAGAUUCAGUGACAUCCCUUGUAUAGAAGAAACACGAGUUCAUGUCAAGCAUCCAUUGGAGGAUCACGACUACAUCCAUGCCAACUGGGUAGAUGGUUAUCGAGAGCCCAAGAAGUUUAUUAUCACGCAGGCUCCUCUUCCACAGAGUACUGAUCAGUUUUGGCACAUGAUUUGGCAGGAGAAGUGUUUAAUUGUAGUAUCCAUGAUACAGACAGUCGACUGGUGUGGCUCAUAUAUUCCAAAGUCCGGUGAAACUACCACUCAUGACAAAAUUACUCUGCAGCACUGCGGUACUCGAAGAAUCAGAGAGUCAUACGACGCUACCAUGAUAAAGCUGUUAUGA
Molecule: messenger RNA, 678 nt
Organism: Ostertagia ostertagi
Lineage: Eukaryota; Metazoa; Nematoda; Chromadorea; Rhabditida; Trichostrongylidae
Source: the annotation of a GenBank genome assembly